Molecule: messenger RNA, 1766 nt
Organism: Closterium sp. NIES-67
Lineage: Eukaryota; Viridiplantae; Streptophyta; Zygnematophyceae; Desmidiales; Closteriaceae
Source: the annotation of a GenBank genome assembly
UUCCCCCCCUGUCCCCAUCUGCACCCGCCCCAGGGCAGGCCGCCAUCCAUGCGCAGGCUAGCCCAUCGCGGCAGGCGGCCAUCGGCGGCCACACCCCCUCACCCUCCCAGCUGCCCCAUUCUCACACUCCUCACCCACAGCAGGGGGCGGUCACACGGCAGCCACUGAUUGGACAGUUUGCCCAACCCCACACAGGUCGCCGGAAGAAGGGCAAGGGCAAGGGGACACCCGGGGCAGCCCGGCGCUCGGAGCAGCCGGACACGACUCCACCCUCUGCUGGCGCGCAGCCCUUACCAGCCACCACCCCUCAGGCGACCCCAUCAUUGCCCCCGGCCUGCCACCCACUGCCCUCCCAUAACCAGGAUGGCGAGCUUCGGACGGUCUCCCUCCCUCGCCCCACCCAGGCCUCACUCCCCUGUCACCCCCCCAUCCCGCCCCUGGCCCCCCACCAGACAGUCGCCGCCGAUGCCCCAUCCGCGAUGGAAAUCGAACCGGCGGUGGAAGAGGGGUCGUUAGCCUCUCGCAAGCAAGCCUAUAUCCCCCCCCAGCGUCGGUCCCCACCACCCGCUUCUUUGUCCCCCUCCGGUCCACAACCUCCGACCCAGGCCAGGUCCCACGGUGGUUCGCCCACCACGACCAACCAGCCUGCCCUGCUCCCCCUACCCACAGGCGGACAGUCGCAGGGGGCAGAUGGGGAGACGGAGGCGGCAGUUGCCGACCUUCUCAGGAUAUGGGACGCGUCCGCCACCCCCUCUGCGCCCGCUUGUCCGGGUCGGGUGGGGGGGGGCACCGUGGACCCUGCUCCAGACAUCUCCCAUGCCCCCCCUUCCCCCCCGUCCACCGCCCUCACACCGGAGCGCAUGGUGAUCGAUGACUCCGACGCGGCCCCCGACCACCCCCUCUGCCCAGACGCAUCCACUGCUCCAGCUGCCCACACCCCAGCUCCUACGUCCCCCGGCGAGGCCACUGAGCUAGCCUGCCAUCCAGACGCAUGCCCCGCCCUAGCCACUGUCCCCUUGGUCGUACCAUCCUCACCCACGCCCGCGCAUCCCGCCGUCGCUCCUCCCCCCCGGCCAUUGCCUUGCCCGCCCCAGACGCACGGCCCGCCCCCCACUUGGGCCACCGACCUCGGACAGGGGCCCAUCGAAGAGGCGAUCGGUGAGUCCUUCAGACGGGCGCUCGCGGCGGAGGACCCCGCAGGGAUCGAUCCCCACAUCGCGACGGCUUUGGCAGACCUUCCACCGUCAGUCCGGGCCUUGCUGCCACCCCUGUCCUCUUGCAUCUCGAGCGCGCCGGACGGUCUGUUUUCUGAGCAACAGGAAGGGCAGCUGGGGUGGCAGCAGGGAAGGCAGCAACAGCAGCAACACGGGCAGCGGCAAGAGGUGCUGCACGGGAGAGGGCAGCGGGAGCCGCUGCAGGAAGGGCAGCAGCUGCGGCAGCUCCAGCAGGAGGUGUGGUGAGAGAGACAGCAGCCGGAGCGGCUGAAGACGGUCGCCGCCGAUGCCCCAUCCGCGAUGGAAAUCGAACCGGAGGCGGAAGAGGUGUCGUUAGCCUCUCGCAAGCAAGCCUAUAUCCCCCCCCAGCGUCGGUCCCUACCACCCGCCUCUUUGUCCCCCUCCGGUCCACAACCUCCGACCCAGGUCAGGGCCCACGGUGGUUCGCCCACCACGACCAACCAGCCUGCCCUGCUCCCCCUACCCACAGGCGGACAGUCGCAGGGGGCAGAUGGGGAGACGGAGGCGGCAGUUGCCGACCUUCUCAGGAUA